CCAGUAAACUGUGAAAGUAACUGUAAGCCAGUAAACUAUGAAAGUAACUGUCAGCCAAGUAACUGUGAAAGAAACUGUCAGCCAGUAAACUAUGAAAGUAACUGUCAGCCAGGAAACUGUGAAAGUAACUGUCAGCCAGGGAACUGUGAAUGUAACUGUCAGCCAGGGAACUGUGAAAGUAACUGUCAGCCAGGGAAAUGUGAAAGUAACUGUCAGCCAAGUAACUGUGAAAGUAACUGUCAGCCAAGUAACUGUGAAAGUAACUGUCAGCCAAAUAAAUGUGAAAGUAACUAUCAGCCAGGGAACUGUGAAAGUAACUGUUACUGUCAGCCAGGGAACUGUGAAAGUAACUGUCAGCCAGGGAAAUGUGAAAGUAACUGUCAGCCAGGGAACUCUGAAAGUAACUGUCAGUCAAGUAACUGUGAAAGUAGCUGUUACUGUCAGCCAGGGAACUGUGAAAGUAACUGUCAGCCAGGGCAAUGUGAAAGUAACUGUCAGCCAGGGAACUCUGAAAGUAACUGUCAGUCAGUAACUGUGAAAGUAGCUGUCAGCCAAGUAACUGUGAAAGUAACUGUCAGCCAAGUAACUGUGAAAGUAACUGUCAGCCAGGGAACUGUGAAAGUAACUGUCAGCCAAUAA
Messenger RNA from Ruditapes philippinarum (Manila clam), 639 nucleotides. Its product is annotated as keratin-associated protein 5-5-like. NCBI's taxonomy places the organism in Eukaryota, Metazoa, Mollusca, Bivalvia, Venerida, Veneridae. The transcript has a single exon. The annotation marks the transcript as partial. The record is from RefSeq and is a predicted model, not a curated record.